AUGGGUUGUUUGCAAUCAAACCCAUUUCACAGGAUGCUCGUUUUCCUCAUCCUUUUCCUCUUUCUUUCGUUUUCAUUCCCUCGUAUUUUCGCCCAGGAAUCUGAUGGUGAUGAUGUAACCAAGGAUCUGGGUCGGCGUAGUAAAAUUUUUGUGGACAAGAUAAAAACUGGUAUUGUAAGAGAUGAGAAAAAUCCUGAUUCCAUUAAUGUUGGUGUUGGCCUGGACUCUGGUCUGGGAAUAUUCGAUGCUAUCUUUGCGAGUUUCUCCAUGAUUCUUGUCAGUGAGAUUGGAGAUGAAACCUUUAUUAUAGCAGCUCUCAUGGCAAUGCGUCAUCCCAAGUCAAUUGUUCUAUCUGGUGCACUCAGUGCCUUGUUUGUGAUGACAUCAUUUGUUUUGACCUUCCUAGCAGAAUGGGGGGACCGCAGCCAGAUUGCAACAAUCGCUCUAGCUACUCACAAAAGUGCUAUUGGAGUAGCAGUCGGGGCCAUUAUAGGACACGCAAUUUGUACAUCAUUAGCUGUUGUGGGUGGAAGCAUACUUGCAUCCAAGAUCUCGCAACGCACUGUUGCUGCAGUCGGUGGGCUACUUUUCCUUGGUUUCUCGAUGUCUUCGUACUUGUAUCCUCCUCUUUGA
Messenger RNA from Fraxinus pennsylvanica, 633 nucleotides. NCBI's taxonomy places the organism in Eukaryota, Viridiplantae, Streptophyta, Magnoliopsida, Lamiales, Oleaceae. The record is from the annotation of a GenBank genome assembly.